AUGGCUCAGGCUAUAGCGCGUCUAAGCGUAUGUUUGCUCCUCCUUUGCGCUGUGAUAGUUGCAGAGGCGGGACCUCCAAAGCAAAAGAAAGUGAAAUGCAAAGACAAGAAGUACACAAAUUGUUACAAGGUGGACCAAUAUUGCCCUACUUCCUGCCCUCGCACGUGUGUGGUGGAUUGUAGCACGUGCCAACCUGUCUGUACCCCACCACCGCCACCACCUCCGUCGCCACCACCACCACCACCAAAACCGAAGAAGCUUUCGCCUCCUCCUAAGUCUCCUCCACACAGGUCUCCGCCCCCUCCUAAGAAGAGUCCUCCUCCUCCCCCUAAGUCCCGUCCUCCGCCGCCUCCUAAGAAGACUCCUCCUCCUCCGAGUGUCAUUACUCCCCCAAAUUCUCCUCCUCCUCCUUCUUCACCUACUCCUCCGCCUCCACAGGCUUCAAGUUCGGGAGGAAAGAGAGUUAAAUGCAAGAACGAGAACUACCCUCACUGCUAUGGUAUGGAGCAUAGUUGUCCUAGCGGCUGCCCAGAGCAGUGUGAGGUUGACUGCGUUACCUGCAGUCCCGUUUGCGACUGCAAUCGACCUGGCGCCGUGUGCCAAGACCCACGAUUUGUCGGCGGAGAUGGCCUCACCUUCUACUUCCACGGCCAAAAAGACAACGAUUUCUGCAUAGUGUCCGACUCCAACCUCCACAUCAAUGCUCAUUUCAUCGGGAAAAGAAACGAAAACAUGAAGAGGGAUUUCACUUGGGUACAAUCUCUAGGAAUCCUUUUUGACACUCACAAACUCUUCAUCGGCGCCAGGAAGACAUCGACGUGGGAUGACGCCGUCGACCGCCUUUCUCUCGCCUUCAACGGCGAACCGUUAUACCUCCUCGACCGCGAAGGCGCUAAGUGGGAGUCCAUAACAUCUCCACGUGUCGCAAUCAGAAGGAUUCGCGACACCAACUCUGUCGAGAUCGAGGCCGAAGGGAAUUUCAAGAUCAAAGCAACUGUGGUGCCUAUAACGGAGAAAGAUUCACGCGUUCAUAAUUAUGGGAUCACACAAGAGGAUUGCUUCGCGCACCUUGACUUGAGCUUCAAGUUUCACUCGCUGAGCGGCGAAGUUAACGGUGUUCUGGGCCAGACUUAUGCGAGCAAGUAUGUGAGCAGGGUGAAGAUGGGCGUGCUGAUGCCUGUUUUGGGUGGCCAGAGAGAAUUCUCAUCUUCAAGCCUCUUUACCACAGAUUGUGCUGUAGCAAGAUUUACUGGGCAGUUUACAGAAGGAAAUUCUUUGGAGAAUUCGGAGUAUGGUAACCUGAAUUGCGCUAGUGGAAUGGACGGCCGUGGAGUAGUUUGUAAGAGAUGA
This is a messenger RNA of Corylus avellana, 1350 nucleotides long. RefSeq lists its product as uncharacterized. NCBI's taxonomy places the organism in Eukaryota, Viridiplantae, Streptophyta, Magnoliopsida, Fagales, Betulaceae. The record is from RefSeq and is a predicted model, not a curated record.